This is a messenger RNA of Giardia duodenalis, 708 nucleotides long. RefSeq names its product Axonemal dynein light chain. Bases 1 to 708 code for a protein of 235 amino acids. The transcript has a single exon. Lineage: Eukaryota; Fornicata; Diplomonadida; Hexamitidae. The record is from RefSeq and is a predicted model, not a curated record. Gene Ontology annotation, molecular function: dynein heavy chain binding. Gene Ontology annotation, cellular component: axoneme.
AUGAGCUCAACCCUUAGGGAGUCCCUUGUCCGUUAUGACCCACCUAUGCAGGCAACAGCUGCAAAGGAGAAACAAAAGAAGGCAAAGGCAUCCCAGGCCACUAACCAGGGCACAAAAGGGACUCUUCAGACAGAGGACAUCCUGAACUCUAUCCUCCCCCCGAGGACCUUCGAGCAAGACGGAGAACAGUGGGUCCAGUUUGUGUCCAGCACCCCAGCUACACGGCUUGAUGUCCUCAACCUACAAGAGAAACUGGAUCAGCAGUUAAAGGUUCGCCAGGCUCGUGAGAUGGGCUUGUGUCCGAUCAGAGAAGACAUAUACAGCCAAUGCUUCGAUGAGUUGAUUCGUCACGUCGCCAUUAACUGCGCUGAGCGUGGCGUGCUACUGACCCGCGUCCGUGACGAGCUACGCAUGACUAUUGCAGCAUAUCAGACACUAUAUGAAUCGGCAGUGUCGUUCGGGAUCAGAAAAACGUUACUGGCCGAGCAAGGAAAAGCAGAGAUGAAAGCAAAGAUUGAAGAACUAGAGUCAGAAAACGAAAGGCUCAAGAGGCAACUGGCAGAGCAUAAGGCAAGGCUGGACGCUGCCGAGAGGACAGAAGCCGAAAGGCGUGCUUUAGAUGAAAAGAGGCAUGCAGAGGAAGUUGUUUUCCUAAAGAAGCAAGUAGUCCAGCUGAAGUCCCAGCUGGAGAACAUUCUAUCAGUGUGA